Molecule: messenger RNA, 7621 nt
Organism: Porites lobata
Lineage: Eukaryota; Metazoa; Cnidaria; Anthozoa; Scleractinia; Poritidae
Source: the annotation of a GenBank genome assembly
AUGGAUAACUUUGAGGAAGAUCCUGCCGCCGAUUUUUUGGCCAGAGAGCAAGAUGAUCUCGCGGAGUUAGGAGAGGAUUUUGGCGGCGGAGGAGCCGAGACAAACGUAAGUUAAGUAACGCCCUGGUCUGAGUAAAUUUUAGGGACAGAACAGGCAGACUUUUUCUGAUAUUGGCAACGAAGUACUCGGACAUGUUGUAGCGUCUUUUAAAGAACAUACAUCAGCGUUUGAUGUAAAAUAUUAUGGUUAAAAGCUAGCUAUUCUCAUUAAUUUGUAUUUAGUUGUCGUGUUCUGCUUAAAUUGUAAUUUCUUAUACUUAUUAGACUUAGAAAUUACAGGCAGAUGGAGAACUUUUUUAAAUUUCUGUAGUUUAAUCAUUUGGUCUUAAUACCGUAUUUGUCACCACCUAGCACCUAAGGGAGGGUAAUCUAAAACAGUUUUAAAAUUGAAACCAUAGCUAUUUGUAACGUUAAAUCGUGUAGAUGUUCGUCGAGAAUAAAAAUAAACUUCACGCUACAACGAAUGUAUCAAAAUGCUGCAAAUUAUCAUCAAGACUUCUCUUAGUUCCGUGAUUAUGAACAUCACAAUUUGAAAAUAAGAGCUACCUGGUUAAUCUACCUGAAAAGUUACCUUCUUUUUCUUGUUAUAACGCAUUUUUUUGCAGUUUUUAUUUUUGUUGAACUAGGGUUUUAAACGAUAAAAUAUUAAAGCAAGGCCUUAUCACUUAUUGACCGUGCUUAAUCGCUUGAAUUUAAUUUUUAAUUUUCAUGAUAUUUGUAUCUGUUGAAGUAAAAAGAGUUCUGUCAAGCGUCUUUCAAAUGUUUACAGACAUGUUACUUGUUUUACUAGCAUUCAAUGGAAACUUUUGGCAGUUGACCAUUGUGUAAUUUGAAUGCUAAAUUGAAGAGAAUGUAAGAGUUACCUGCAAAAAGUGGAUGUUUAACAAAGUUUAAAUAUAUAUAUAUAUUUUUGCACUGCAGGGAUUAGAUGGGUUUGGAGACAGUGGGUUAGACACAUUGGAUAAUGAACCAGUUGUCAAUGGGUUCGCUGAAGAGGUAUUUGUAAACUGGCUCUAUAAGACUCCAAACCUGUAUUACUUGCGAUAUUAGAGAGAUUAAGAUUCACUUUUACAGCAAAUGGCAAACGUCAGACUCAGUUGAGAAUUCCUCAGAAUAGAAAAUAAGCAGAUAAAAACAGUCCCGAACGAUUCCUACAGUUAAAACUGGCGAAAACUACUUAUUUUUCGUGUAGAAGCAAUAAAGAGUACACAGAAAGUAAGGGGAAAACUUGGUCACGUGGUACAAAUUCACGUCUGCCGUUUGGCGUAAACGCUAAUCUUAAUCUCUCUAGUGGUGUGCUAAUCAUUGCAUAGAAACCACAGGCGUGCGAGGUGAGAAUUGAUUAUGGAAAUUGUUCACCCUGUUAUCGUGGAAAAUCAGAAAAGUUAUUUUAGUCAAAAAAAUAUCAAAACUUGUAUUUUGGACUCAAAAUAUACGCAGCAGAAUGGUCAUAAAAUGCUGAUUCUCUGGAUUGAUCUGCAAGGGUUUUGUUACUCAAGGUUGCAUAGCACCAAGAGUCAUAAUCUGCGAACGUUUUUUCUUCUUUUUAUAAAUACUUGAGAUGUCAAUGAUUUAACCUUCAACUACUCGAGGCAACUUCAACUACUCAUCUGAUGUUACGUAUAUGUGUCAUGGAUGUUUUUAUAAGAGUAGCUUUGUACUUGACUGUCACACACUCUACUUGCAGCACUUCAUCGGCCAAUGGAAAUUACUAUGUCUAGUCUACAAAUUGAACUAGUCUAUUUAUUUUCGAAGUUCUCUAGUUUGGGAAAUGUAUAUUUAUUUUUCAUACUGAAGUCUUCAUUGAUGUUUCCCUGAUAUCGUAGUGGUAUUGCCUUUGAUCGUGGAAGAUUACUGUACUUGAAAUUACCGCAUUAUUGCCUAGACAUCAUUGGAAAUUUCACUUUAGUUUUAUAAAAUGUAACGAUCGAACCAUAAUCUUCAGUCCAGUUUAAGUUUAGUAUGACUAUUCUAUGUACCAUAAGGCAGUCAGUAGUUACUGUGUAACCUAUGCCUGGCUGCACACUGGCUCCUUAAGAAUUUAUCUCCUCCUCAUUUCUUAUCUAAUCUCCCAGCAACCUCUAGGUAACACUUUAAGAGUGUCUCCUUUCCUAUACAUUGUUGUGCAUUAACAAAAGUGGUCCACAGUCAAAAGGCUUUAAAGUUUAUAUUGCUUUGACGUGCCCCCAAGCAGGAAUUCUUAUUGAAACCAAGAGGGAGUUCAACAAGACAAAGUGUGACCCUUAUAAUGUGGAGGCCAUCAGAACGCCAGUUCAAAUUAUUAUUGAUCAGUUGGGUCAAUCCGAUUAUUUUGAUUGUUGAUUGGGUGAUUCCAGAAAAUAUCCAUACCAUACCACAGACUUAUUUUGUAUUUAUUGAGACGAACUUACAAUGUAGGCAAAUACAUGUAGCUGAUAUUUGUCUCUGGUGAGAUGAACAUUCAUGUAGCUACUGACAUUCAUUUUCCAUUUACAACAGAGUUCUCAUCAGCCAGUUGCCCAGCUUCAGAGAGAAUCCGAACCAGAAUCUGUUAGGUAAGUUUUUUUGCCAUGUUCUUAUCAGUUCACAGGGUUUAUCAUGUUGGGGCACUUACAAAAAGAAGGACAAAAUUACUCUGUAACACAUGAACGUUUUGCUAUAUACUGUACUGUUUGAAUGGUCAAAAUUUAGGAUAAAGUUGGAAAGUUUUAAGUUGCAGAGAUGUUUCUAAAGCGGAGAAUGGGAAAAUGAAAAAUGGGAAUUCAGCGUAACUUGAACCCUAGCCCUAUCAGUAACUUGAAUUGUAAUUCUUUGUUUUGUUCUCAAUUUUCAUUUAUGAUUUUCCCAUUCCCUGUGAUUUGUUCCCCCAAUCCCUGUUCCCCAUUUCCUGUUUUAGUAACACCCAAGUUGCAGUCAUCUGGUCUGUAGUUAAAGGCUUUUACCUUGCCUUAUGCUAAAGGAUAGUUUGGUCAUGCCAUAAUCAAAAACAUACAUGUCUGUCUCUCUCACAUGGAACCUAGAAUCAUCUUGUAGUAUAGUAAAACACACACUGUCUUUUACUUCAGUAUACUUCAAAGGUGCCAUGUUUUGCUAGAAGACUUUCAUUUGUCAAGUAUUGCAAAAGGAGCUUGAGAAUAAUGUAAUAUUACUUUUGUCAUGCAUGUAACAAGAGAAUGGGACAAAAGAAGAAAUAUUAGUCCCAGCUUAGUGCAUACAGACUCAUGACAUCUCAGACAUGGGUCAGGAGCUUUAAAAGGACUUGCUGUAAAUACAUCUACAAAUCAGUAGACUGGAGAACAUGUCUAGGCAACACUGUAGGGUUGACUGACAGCCUAAUUAAUACAAUGUUAUUGUUGUUGUAUACUGACAUUUUUAAGUUUCAGGUCACUAAGUCUAACUGUGAGGUAGAAGUUUUAUUAUAAUGUUGAUACUAAUUAAGCACCAUAAACAGCAGGUUGUCCUUUAUAGCAAAUCCUGCUUGGCAUAAAUCUGCUUGGUGCAAGAGCAAUUCUCAAGUGAUAACUGCCGCACCCUCUCUACCCUUGGGAGGUGUGGUUUUAAUACUUGUGGACAUGUUGUUGUCUUUAAAAUUAAUAGAGACCUUUAGAUUCUAAGAUGAGUAUGACAACAAGUUCGAGAUUUUCUCAAUACUAAGUAGUACUUGCCUGUGAACCAGCGUCAUUUUGGGGGGAAAACGAGGUAGCCGUCAUCACUCUACUAGAAGUUUUAGCGAGAAUGUUGUGGUGGCGAAAACAAGAUAACAAAUGUUAGAAGUUUGAUCAUUUUGCGAUCAGGAGAGGGUGUAACCUCCUUCACUAAAGGUAACAGUUAUAACUUUUGUAAUGAAAAAUGGCUUUCUGGAGAGUCCAUAUUUUGAGAAUAGAUGAAAAAACUUUAAGUCAAAUUUUGUACAAGUUUGUAGUCGUCCUCGUCCGUGAAUCUAAAGGUCUCUAAUUUUUAUCCACAAAAAGGAAAGGAAUUACAAUUUUUUUGAAAUAAUAUAUCUCAUUUCAGGAAAUGGAGGGAAGAAAAGGCUGCCCUCCUCAGUAAAAUGGAUAGUGAAGAAAAAGAGCAAAUAGAGGAAUGGCGUGAAAAAGCUAAAAAGGAACUUCAUGACUGGUAUGAAAGACGAGAUGAACAGUUAGGAAAAACACAAACAAGUAAUAGGUAUGUUUUUUUUUGCCACGGUUUUCUUCUUGGUACAGUGGGUAUUUCUUUUAUAUUUUUUGUAAUAACAAGCUAUGGCUGUAUAAUACAUGUAUGUGUCAAAUUUUGGGAUUUUACGUAGAGCUUCUCAAAACCAAAUCAUUUUGGCUUGAACAGUACUGUGAUGUAACUCAAAAGACAUGUAGUGAGUAAUAUGGAAUCUCUUUUGAUAAGUAAAGAUGGUAAAUUUUAAGCUCAGUGAGGAAAUGAGAAAUAAUGUGAUCAGCCUGUCAUGAGCGCAGGACAAAGAAAAAAUCUGAGUUACCGACAGGAAUUAAACCUACAACCUGUAUGACCUUCUGUCAACCUGUCAGAUGCUCUAACCACUGAGGUACAAAGCACUUGUGGCAAGCUGGGCCAUGUACAAGGUUCAAAUAUGAUAUGCGUCCCGUGUACUGCUAGGAUCAGCAGUGUCUAAAUCGUCAUGUGUGUGUUACGUACAUGCACUUGGGAAGUUUCUUGUAUGCUUCUUUCAUACAUGACUUAACAACCUCCCAGCUCUAGAUUCACCCUUCAGUUUGUAUUGUACAUGUAUAUGCUUGUGAUAAAAGGGAGAAUUUGACUUCGGAUCAAGACUGACUUAAGGCGAGUUCAAUUGACAGUAUUCCAGACUCCAGAGAUGAUUUGUUUUGGCAGUCAUUGCAUUGCAAUGUUUGUAAAUGUGCUUAAAAUAAAAUAUUGCAAUGUGUGUAGUGUUUCAUUGGUCCAAAAGUCAUGGUAAGUUAUUGUCGAUGAUGUGGGAAGUGGUUGCCCAGUCUCCAAACUAGUAGCUCGUGUAUAAAGUGCCCGACCAAAGCCAAGAGAAUACAUUUCACCCAGAAUACAAGUAUUAACCCUUUAAGCCCCAAUAUCCACAAACAAAUUCUCCAAACUGAUCUCUAUACAUUUCCUUACAGAAUUAGUUGGGAGAAUUGAUAAAAGAUAAGAGAUUUUUCUCUUUGUGAUCAUUUGAUUAAUUCUCAUAGAUGUUACACUUGACAAUCUAUGGAUAUUGUUGGGAGAAAAUUGAUGUUGGUCACUAUUGGAACUUAACAAAACACAGGGUUAACAAAACAUUUGCGUGUUUCUGUUUCAGAAUAGGCUCAAUCGAACACACCCUUAGGGUCUACUUCUACCUGCCCCUUUAUUCAUUUGUGAAAAAAAGCUUAGUUUUUUUUGGAAUCUCCUUGCAGGGCAGACGAGGAGGCUUUUGUCUCAGACCGUGAUGAUACUUCCUCGACUGGGCAUGACUGGGAACGUGUGUGCCGCAACUGUGAUUUCAAUCCCAAGGGAACAAAAAAUACUAAGGAUGUAUCACGCAUGCGUUCAAUCUUCUUGCAGCUAAAGCAAACACCUCUUGCGAAGGAUUAAACUUUGCUUCUCUUAGGUCAAUUGUAAAUGGAUUAUUUUUUAAUCAUCUCAUGAGUUCAAGCCCUGGCUAAGUCAGGAAGAAACUGUAAUCUUAGUUUCAGCUACUGCUUAUCAGUAUUAUUAUCAUGUUGGUUAUUUACCAUUAACCAAAAGAAAAUGGAAAUUGUUUUUGGAAUAUAAAUGGAACAUGCUUUCUAAGCUCUCCCCUGUGGAUAAUUUUCGAGAGUAUAGCUGAUGUGAGAAUUUCCUUCAUCUCCUAUGAAUACUUAGGGCUAGGAAACAGGAAAUUGUGAAUCAAACUAAGUUGAAUACUGAUUUAACCUGAAAUCAAUUUUUCCUACAACAUAGCCACUUCGGGAAAGAAGUAUUUGUGGUCAGAACAUUCCAAAUGGGUCUUUUUGUUUCAUUAACAAUUUUGGGUGGUACAUGGAUGACUUGAGAUCAAGCUCCAUUUUGUUUUUCUUGGUAAAUAAAAUUAUAGAAUUAGCGCUAACACGUUCUAAAAUUUGUCGUGAUCUCGGGUAAGUAAAUGGAAAGUGUUCUUAAACGAAAAUAACCAAUUGAGAUUUCCAAAUAUGUUUUGUGAAUGGUAAACAACUGUGUUUUUUUUUUGUGUGUACUUUGUUUAAUGAUCAAGAACAAGAAGGUAGAGGAACUUUUUGGUCUAAAAUUAACGUGAGAAAAUUAACUGUUUACUUGAGACUUAGGUGUGGAGAAAAACCGUUUUUUGUGGGUUUGUCGAUUAACUCCUGCAUUUACUUAUGAUCUUCUCUUCUUUUAACAAUUCUCUGAGAUUUCAUUACUGCAAUUCAAUACCUUUUUAUAUCAUGCAUUUUGUAUGGCACUGGCUUAGCUUGAUUGUUCUCACCCGAAGAGAGGCAAACAAUGGAGCUUUUUACCAAUGUCACUCGAGCAAUUUUUAAACGUGAAAAUAUUAAUUUCUUCAUAGAUAAAUCGUCAUAUAUGAAUUAAGGAAACCUGCAAAGUUUUGUUAAAAUCGGUGUUAAACUCUUAGAAACAUGAGAUCCCAAAUUUGCGGAGUCAAAGAUGCAUGAGUCAGCAAUCGUGCUUCUCGCAUACCAUGAUUUCUCUAUAUAAGUAUUUGCAACUUUAGGCUUUCACAUUUUCGAGAGUGCGCAUUUUUUUGUGGCGUCGCAGUUUCACCAAAUUCAGUGUGAUAAAUUGAUCUAUGAAGAAAUAUCUUUGUUUCACUAAAAAGCAUUAACAGUAAUUAUACCCUGAGAAAGUGGCUGACAUUUCGAGACGCCACUAUUGGUUUCCCCGCGAAAUGACUUUUGAGGAACGAGCGCAGAAAUUCCAUACUGAUGACGUGUCACUACCCAGAUUUGGGUAGUGCUUCUGAUUGGUUAAAGCAAAUUCCUCUUGCGGCACAUCCAAUCAGAAGCACUACCCAGAUCUGGGUAGUGACACGUCAUCAGUAUGGAAUUUUUGCACUCGUUCCUCAGACGUCAUUUCGCAGGAAACCAGUGGUGACGUCGCGAUAUGUCUGGUGUUUUCUCAGGUUAUAAAAAUUGCAAUCUUGUAGACAGUAUAGCAUCAGUAAAAAGGUCCAUUUGAAGGGACGGAUACGUAGAAAGAGAGAAUGAUAUAUUUAAUGAAAUUGUCACUCCGCUAACGUUUUCUUGCUAAUACGUCCGCUGAUUCAUCAAGAACAUUGUGAUCCAUGUAAUCCCAAAAUCAACCAAACAAUUCCUUGUCUAGCAAUGUUACUGAAUUUUUCAGUAGAACAAACAAUUUCGAAAUAAGAGCAUUAGAAGCAAACAUAGCUUGAAUUGUACUAGAAAACCCAGCGUAACUGGUAUUAAAAGGUAGUAGAAAAUAACGAUAGUUUUCCUUUGUUUGAGUAUAUAUGUUGUUAGGGCUGGAAAUCACCAAGUUAUCUGGCUUUUCCGGCUUCCGCGUAGCCUGCGAAACAAGCUUUUUUGCGCGAGGUCCUCAAGAAGGUCGGGACACAAGUUUAUCAGUCCCUGUUAUAACUGUCACGUGUUCACUUAAAUAAAGAGUCU